Molecule: messenger RNA, 783 nt
Organism: Juglans microcarpa x Juglans regia
Lineage: Eukaryota; Viridiplantae; Streptophyta; Magnoliopsida; Fagales; Juglandaceae
Exons: 2
Coding region: 1-783 (260 amino acids)
Source: RefSeq, a predicted model, not a curated record
AUGGGAGAAUUAAAAUACUUCUUAGGGAUAGAAGUAGCUAGAUCAGCCAAGGGCAUCACAUUGUGUCAAAGGAAGUAUGCCCUUGAUAUCUUGCAAGAUAGGGGCUUUUCUGGUUGUAAACCAGUAGCGUUUCCAAUGGAAUCUACCCUAAAGCUAAGUGCAAAUGAUUCCUCUCCUCCUUUAUCUGAUCCUACUUCAUAUAGAAGACUUGUUGGCAGAUUAUUGUACCUCACUAUAACCAGACCUGAGUUAGCUUACUCAGUUCAAGCUUUAAGUCAGUUUAUGGCCACUCCUAGCACCAUUCAUCUUCAAGCUGAUCAGAGAGUACUUCGAUACAUCAAAGCCACACCAGGUCAAGGGAUUUUCAUGUCUGCAGCAUCUCCCUUACAUUUAAAAGCAUAUUCUGACAAUGAUUGGGGUGGUUGCCUAUAUACUAGAAGAAGUGUGACUGGUUUCACAGUUUUUAUAGGAGAUUCUCUUAUCUCUUGGAAAUCAAAGAAGCAACCCACUGUUAGCAGAUCAUCUACUGAAUCUGAAUACAGGGCUUUAGCGUCUACAACUUGUGAGAUUCAAUGGCUAUUCUAUCUUCUGGCUGACUUAAAUGUUCUUCAUUCUCAAGCUGCAUUAUUGUAUACUGAUAGCAAACCUGCUUCUGAUAUUGCUUCUAAUCCUAUUCAACAUGAAAGGACCAAGCAUAUACAACUAUAUUGCCACAUUUUUGAAGUUCUAAAUUUUACAGAUGCACUGCAGUGCAACUUGUUGGAUGCAUGGAAUGGUUAUUGA